Molecule: messenger RNA, 2999 nt
Organism: Tribolium madens (black flour beetle)
Lineage: Eukaryota; Metazoa; Arthropoda; Insecta; Coleoptera; Tenebrionidae
Product: beta-alanine-activating enzyme
Exons: 4
Coding region: 225-2933 (902 amino acids)
Biological process (GO): amino acid activation for nonribosomal peptide biosynthetic process
Molecular function (GO): protein binding
Source: RefSeq, a predicted model, not a curated record
CGUCAGCUGACUUUCACAAAAUGUCAUAAUACGAAUGAAGUUGGCAUGAAAUUGACAUAAAUCGGAAAUUUAAAAUUGCAUUGACUUUUAUAUGACAUGGAAGCGAAAAAAUAUGUAAAGGCAAGAACAACUAAGACUCCUCAAAGAUGAUUCUUUAUUAUACAAAUUUUGCAAAUUAUUUGUUCCUAACUUCGCUCCAUUGACAUAACCCUACUUAUUCAAAAAUGGGGCCGCAAGAAAAUCGAGCAAUAAUUUUAAGUGAUUGUGGCACCGUUUUAAGUGCACUAAGUUACAAAGACGUCCAUUCAUUCCGUAAUUUGAUAACUCAGUUUAUAUCCGUGCAAGUUACAGAAAAAUACCAAUGUAUAGGACUUGUAAUGAAUCACAAUAUUUACAUUCCUUCUAUUAUUUUAAGUUUACAGGAAUUACAUCAUUGCUUUAUUUUUCUUCCUGACGAAACUGAAUCACAAUCAAUUAUCACAAAUUUGGGGCUUCUUUGGUCGUUAUCUUUCAUUUCCGGAAAAAAUACCGUUGCGACUUUAUUAUUAAACGAGCAAAAACUCGUCUUAAAUAAGCACGAAGUGACUCGCGUAACAAGUUACCCCAAUAUAUUUUACAUAAUUCAAACAUCAGGUAGUACAGGUGUGAGCAAGUUUGUGAGAGUUACUCAUCAAAGUAUUGAGAGUAACGUCAAACAUUUGAGUAAAAUAUUUAAAAUUCAACCUUGCAAUACGAUUUAUUUCGGUACUCCUCUCACUUUUGACCCCUCAAUGAUUGAGUUGUUACUGGCACUUGAAAAUGGGGCUUGUCUCUUAAUAACACCCUCUAAGAAUCAGAUCAAUCCGGUGCGCCUCCACCAAACGUUGAUUCACCCCGAAAACGGGGCCACUUUUCUCCAAAUCGUCCCAUCUUUAUUUCUACGUUGGUCAGAGAUACAAAUUGAGGAUAUUCUUCUAAAUUCAAAAUUAAAAAUUCUAGCUUUUGGGGGCGAACCGUUCCCUCGGGCUCUCCUCAAGUUUAAAAAGUCGAAUUUUUUGAGAAUUUUUAAUUUAUACGGAGUCACUGAAGUAUCAUGUUGGGCAACUGUUUGUGAAGUCGCGGAAAGUUUAGGGGAAGUACCGCUGGGGGAUGAAUUAGACGAAACCAUUGUUGAGGUAAGGGAUGAUUCUGGGAGGCUUGUAGAAAGUGGUGAAGGAGAAAUUUUUAUCGGGAGUUCUACUCGAAUUUGUUAUGUUGAUGAUGAGAAAAUUCAUCAUAAAACUCCAGUUUUUCGAGCUACUGGUGACCUUGCGUUUAUUUGUGAUAAGAAAGUUUAUUACAAAGGGCGCCAAAACGAUGUUUUUAAGCGCUUGGGUCAUAAGAUACAAUUAUGUAAAAUUGAAACAAUUGUAUUAGAACAAACAGGGAUACAAAACGUUUGUGUGUGGUCAAAAACUCGAACAAAGCUUCUACUUUUUUUGAUAAUCGAAAGCUUCGAUAAUAAUACCAAAAAUAAAGUGUUAGAUAAGGUCAGGAUUAAACUUUUACACACUUUAUCGAAACAAUGCUUCCCUGAUUUUAUUGACAUCAUUCGAAAAUGCCCUAUCACCUCUCAUGGGAAAAUUGAUAAAAACACUCUCGAAUCGAUUUAUUUAAACCGAAAUCAAGCUGAUAAGAGACAAGUUGUUGACAUUUUCAAAACACUAGUUUACAAAUAUUUUGGUUUGCGAAAUUUUGGAGAAAGCACAUUUUUCGAGCUUGGGGGCAACUCGAUUCUCGCAGUCCAAUUUUUGAGCGAAUUCGAGGAUGAAUCAGGGUCGGCAUGCCCCGACUUAGUGAGUCAUUUGUUUGAAAGUGAUUUAAACACCUGUGUUGAGAUUUUACGUGACUCUAAAACCGUGCAAAAGAGACCCCAAACCGAACCAACCCCAAAAUCUGAGAAAAAAGUUAAAUCUGGGAACAUUGGAAUCGAAUUAAAAAUCGCCUGGAGCUACAAUUUGGAGGCUUGUGUCGACUCAACCUCUCUCAUUUUUACACACAAAGAACGAAAAUUAGUAGCUGUUGGAAGUUUUUCGCAUAUUUUUGCCAUUUUGGACUCACAAAGUGGCCACGAAAUUGCCAAAUUUGUGCUUCCCGACGUCGUUGAAAGCACCCCUUGCUACCACAAGAACUACCUAUACGUGACCUGCUUUGAUGGUAAUUUAUACUGUCUUGAUUUCGCAUUAAAUUCAAUCAAGUGGGCCUAUAAAACAAAUGACAGGGUUAAGUGCACCCCAAUUUUGUGCUACAAUGCCACAAGAGUCGUUUUUGGGUCCUACGACAAACAUAUCCAUUGCGUCGAUAUUUUGAAAGGAAGCGGUGUGUGGACGUCAUUUGUUUCAGAAAGUGUGAUUUCGACACCUCUACUUUUAAACCAAAAAAUUUACGUGGCCACGAUUUGUGGCACAUGCCUCUGCCUUUCCGAAACUUCCGGUACCAUUUUAUGGCAAUAUAAAACCGGAAGCCCAAUUUUUGGGGCUCCAUGUACUCACAACGGGUGUAUUUUAUGGCCAAAUGUCACCGGAAGUGUCGUAUGUGUAACUUCCAAUGGCCAUAAAUUAUGGCAGUAUGACACAGGGGGUCAUUUAUACUCGUCUCUCACCCUUCAAGACGGUUUCCUGCUUUUUGGGUCGCAUGAUCGUUGUUUGUAUGUCUUAAAAAUUGAAAAUGGGUCCCCUGAGCCACAUUUCGUGGCCAACUUAGAUGAUUGUAUAACAACUCCGUUAAUUUUGGCUGAUUUUAUAAUUGUGGCAGGGAAUUCGGGUCGUUUAUUUGUGGUGACUUUCAAGGGUGAGCUGGGGGCUGAAUUGAGGCUUCCAGGGGAGAUUUUUUCAUCAGUGGUGGGCUGUGACAGGCGUUUGUUUGUAGGGUGCCGUGAUAAUAAUUUGUAUUGUAUUGAAAUUAAAAAUAUUUAAUAAAUAAAGUUGACUUGAACUGGAUUAUAUCUUCUAAUUUUUUUGUUAAAUAAACAGUGUACAAGA